CUCCGCGUUACAGAGGCGACAGUAAGACCCGGUGGAAACCAAGCAGAAACACAGGCGGGCUACCCUACCUCCUCUCACACCCGCUCGCCUUGCAUUUCAGGGAGCGCGAUAUGGUUAGGGCGCAGAGCUGGCGGCUGACAAUUGCGCUCAGUUAGGUCUGCCCACACUCUGUGUACCUUCCAGCCUACCCAUUUUUUCAAGUGGCUAACUCAUUCAUUCUCUACCACAUCCCUUGAAACUGAACCAAGCUGUGAAUCGCCGCAGGGGAAAAGCCAAGAAGGACAGGCUACUUGAAUUGCGUUGGGGACUCACUAUGCCCUCGUCUAGACCAGGGGCAACUCCGGAGUACUGGAUAGAUGACUCGAAGAAGGAGACACUGGCAGACUACUAUGAGCUGGAGUCCGAAUUGGGACGGGGAGCGACAUCAGUGGUGUACAGGUGCAGACAGAAGGGAACACAGAAGCCCUACGCCGUCAAACUGCUGAACAAGACAGUGGACAAGAAGAUUGUGCGGACAGAGAUUGGCGUUCUACUCCGACUGUCUCACCCAAACAUUAUCAAGCUGAAAGAGAUCUUUGAGACCCCGGCAGAGAUCAGUCUAGUUCUUGAACUUGUCACUGGUGGAGAGCUGUUCGACAGGGUGGUGGAAAAGGGUUACUAUAGCGAGCGGGAUGCAGCGGAUGCGGUCAAGCAGGUCCUGGAGGCCGUGGCGUACCUCCAUGAGAACGGUGUGGUUCACCGAGACCUGAAACCCGAGAACCUCUUAUAUGCCACCUCUGCUCCAGAUGCCCCUCUCAAGAUAGCUGAUUUUGGCCUGUCAAAAAUUGUGGAUGAUCAGGUCACAAUGAAGACUGUGUGUGGGACGCCGGGGUAUUGUGCUCCAGAGAUACUGCGGGGAUGUGCGUAUGGGCCUGAAGUUGACAUGUGGUCUGUGGGAGUUAUCACAUACAUCCUGCUGUGUGGCUUUGAACCGUUCUUUGACGACAGAGGCGACCAGUACAUGUUCAAGCGAAUUCUCAACUGUGAAUAUGAGUUUGUCUCCCCCUGGUGGGACAAUGUGUCACUCAACGCCAAGGACCUUGUGAAGAAGCUGAUUGUCCAGGAUCCAAAGAAACGCCUCACCACUCUACAGGCGUUGCAGCACCCCUGGGUGACCGGGAAGGCAGUUAACUUCGCCCAUAUGGACACGGCUCAGAAGAAACUCCAGGAGUUCAAUGCGCGCCGAAAGCUCAAGGCGGCUGUCAAAGCUGUGGUGGCGUCCUCUCGACUGGGCAGCGCCAGCAGCCACAGCAACGACAGCAGCAAGAACAACUGCAAUCACUCAUCCAGUCAGGAGGGGGCGGGAGAGAGCGACACACAGAAGAAAGACACCCCAAUUCAGGAGGAGGGCUCGUAAGCCCCUACACACGGAUCUCUUUUCCUUCCCUACCACAAAUUAAACAUAGAAAAGUCAUCAUCCUUCAGUUCAGUCGAGGCUGAGACAACAGAAGACUUCCUUAACCCCCCCCCCCCCCCCACACACACACACACACACGCACACACACACAAAGUUUGGAAAAAAUGAAGGAAGUCUUCGGUUGGAUUCAAUGCAUGUGACUGUUUCAUGUAUCAAAAUAGUGUGUAAUGGGCACAUGGCCAUAACUUAACAACAAACAAGUAUUUGACUUACAAAUGAGAUUCUCUCUCUAUCUCUCUUUUUGGUUGUUUGUCCAUUGUUUUUCUUUGGCUGUGAAUAUCCAUGUCAUGGCCCAAAAGUGGGCAGCUUAAAGCAGUUGUGAAUGUUAUGCAGCCGAAAGGUACAAUGUGAGACCUACAUGUGAGUUCACAAAGGUUCGCACCAUACUUUGGUGACCCAACGGUCAGAGGCUAAAGUGCUUUUAGCACUGUUUUUCCUCAGUUGUAUUGUUGAUUAGUAUUUUGCUGCUUUGGUAAGAAAAGCAAAAUGUGUUUUUUAAAAUUUACAGAACUUGAUUAGAUUUAUAUGCAAUACUCAUUGUUUUAAGACUCAGAAUUUCUGAGUGAUUGUUAAAUGUUAUAUUGUAAUGUCAAAGGAGAAUGCCUUAUCUUAUAUUAACUAGUUUUUACACAUAAGUCGUGACAAGUAUUUCUUAACUUAUUAGGUUUUGAAAAACCGAGCUGGAAGAAAAACGGUUUUCAUAUGGGGUAGAACAGACAGAGCUUUAGGAAGAGGGUCAGGGUCUUCUUGUUAUUUUUAAGUAUGUCAAAUACAAAAUGCUUUUUCUGAUUGUGUAGCCUAGGAAGUACACACUGUAAGCAUCAUUCUAUAUGGUGAUGUAGGCCUAAACAAUCCAAGUCAGUGCCAAAAAAGAUUUUUAAAAAUGACAUCCCACUCUAUGGGUUGCCUAAUUCGUUUUGCUCCAUCUCUGUCAUAUGGAUUGUCACUGCAAUUAGCAAAAUCUUUAGUUUUGUUGAUUUUCAGAACUGUGGUGUGUCUCACCAUCAUAAAGCAGGAGCUUAUGGACUCUAAUGACAUGUAUCAAAGAGAAAAAAAAGCCACCUGAAAUGUUUUUACCUUUUGAAAUGUACUCAUAGCAUGCUUUAACUUACAGUAUCAGGGAAUGCUGUUGAUCAAAAGUAUAGUUGAUAAAAGACACCCGAGGAAUGUGUUGUUCAACAGGGGUUCUUGUUUUGCAUGUAGGAAUGUUGAACUUAAGUGCUGCAAUUGUCUUUGAAAAUGCACUGUAUUUUACUGACAAAUAACAUGUAUUCUAUGUUUUAUGAUAGAAUGUUAGGACUUGAAACAUGUUGACACUAUUGUGUCACAAUUUGUUAAAAAAAAAAAAAAAAGCUUGUUUCUAUGUCAGAUGACUCAUUCUGAAGAAUCUGUUAAAUCAUUAAAUUAGUCACAGAAAUAAAUCGUGUGAAAUUCCA
This is a messenger RNA of Alosa sapidissima (American shad), 2892 nucleotides long. RefSeq names its product calcium/calmodulin-dependent protein kinase IV (gene camk4). The transcript is spliced from 12 exons. Gene Ontology annotation, molecular function: ATP binding; calcium/calmodulin-dependent protein kinase activity; calmodulin binding. The record is from RefSeq and is a predicted model, not a curated record. Gene Ontology annotation, biological process: protein phosphorylation. The coding region runs from base 314 to 1396 and encodes 360 amino acids. Lineage: Eukaryota; Metazoa; Chordata; Actinopteri; Clupeiformes; Clupeidae.